Molecule: messenger RNA, 4268 nt
Organism: Solea solea (common sole)
Lineage: Eukaryota; Metazoa; Chordata; Actinopteri; Pleuronectiformes; Soleidae
Product: BEN domain-containing protein 4
Exons: 7
Coding region: 668-2308 (546 amino acids)
Molecular function (GO): DNA binding
Source: RefSeq, a predicted model, not a curated record
GGGGCUUUUUCACCUGUUUACGGAAAAUUCGAGAAAGAGUUUGGCUCCGUAAUGUUCCGUUGACCGUUAGAUACUGUAUAUGUCUUUGUGUAUCAUAUAAUUAUUCUUCAACAGUUAUACUUUGCCAUUAAUAGUGUUUUUUAACAAACUGCAUUAACUUUAUAAUGGACGUUUUGUUUUGCGCAUGCGUCACAGUUAAGGGUCAAUUUAGCCUGGUAGCAGCGUUUAGCAUUCAGGCUUUAUAGUCGCCACAAAUGUUUGUAUUCCAUGUAAUAUCCUGCGAAACAUCCCAACUUCUUAACUAUAUAUGUGUUUUAAUUCUUCAGGCAAAUAUCAGCUUGACUGCUCAACUGCCAAAUUGCGCGUUGAUGGCUGCGUGGACGUGGAUGUGGGCUACAAAGGAGGCAGUGGCGCACAAGUCCCGCCUGUAUUUCCCUCUGGAGGAGUCUCAGUAUCUGGGGAUUGGAGCUGCGGGUUGUCAGUAGCUGAAAUGGCUCAUCCUUAGCUCACACACACAGUGUGUGUGUGUGUGAGAGAGAAACGAAGCCAGACAGUGACGGAUCUGAUCUCCCUGCUCUCUUUAACUGCCUGUCACACCGCACAGGCGCGCAACAACAGCCACCUGCAGCCAGCCAUCCAUCCACCCAUCCGUCCAUCCGCUGUCGGGAUGGAGAGAGAGAUGCAGCCCGCAGAUGAAGGACCGUGCGCCCCGAAGAUGUGCCGAGAGGAGAGCGGUCCGUUCAGCACUACUAAGAUCUUCCAGAGCAAACGCUCGGCGGGCAAGUCGCGCGUUGACAGGUCCGCUGUGGUGGAGGUGCCUCUGUUUGGCGACGGACAUCACUUCACUUUUCACCCCGAGCAGCCUCAUCAUUUCCAGCCGCUCCAUCUCCGUCAUUACCAGCAGCAGCAGCGCCUGCAGCCGCUCCACCAAACCAGCGUCGCUAUCAGCAGCAGCAGCCAACAGCAUCACCCGCCGCCUCAGCAGCAGCGUUUCCCAUGUGAGGUCAGGCCCAGCAGCAGAGUCCCGACAUCCACCACGGUGGCGGCGGCGGCGGCGUCUCACAACGCACAGCAGCGACGCGCUAGCGGCGGCGGAGCGGAGCCCAGAUUCUCUCCAGACUGCACCCACGGCAUCAGCUCAGAAAACCGGCUCAUCUUGGAUGCCUUUGCACAGCAGUGCAGUCGAGUCCUCGGCCUCCUCAACAAUGGCCGUCUCCUGGAUCCUUCGUCCUCCUUUACCUCCAACAUCAAGCUGGAAGACACUCAGGGGCUUCACUGCUCCUCACUAGGGAAGGCCAAACCUGAAGAAAGCUCGUCCACCACAGACCCAGAGGAGGAGGCUCAACAAAGCCAUUUCAACCAACAACAGACCUCUGCCGUUCUCCGCAUCUUCACAGACUCCCUACAGAACUACCUCUGCCCAAAGCCUCAGCCUCAGCCUCAGCAGCAGCAGGUGCAGCAUGUGGCUGCAGGUCUGGGGGACGAGCAGUGUCCAUUAGCUGAGCCCGGUUCAGGGGCGUCUCCUCCAACUCACACCAUGGGAGGGUGGGGCUCGCCGACUCCAUCCGAGUCCUACGGCCACCCGUCGUCCACGCUGCCCGAGGAGGACGAGGAGGAGGAGAACUGCUGUCCACGCUGCCUGGAGCUGGAGCAGGAGGUGCUGUCUCUGCAGCAGGAGAACGAGGAGCUCCGCAACAAGCUGGAGAACAUCCCAGUUCCUUGUCAAAAUGUUCUCGACUACUUCAAGACUGUUCUGGAUUUUCACAACCAGCUGAUCCAGCCGAUGCCAGAAGAGCAGCUCACAGAGGAAGAAGAACGGCAAACAGUCUUCGAGGGCAGUAAACAGCUCCUGGAGAACUAUCCUCUUUUCAUCACUAAUAAGCAGUGGGACGAAGCCGUCAACUCCUCUAAGAAAGACGGCCGGCGGCUGCUACGUUACCUGAUACGCUACAUCUUCACCACAGACGAGCUGAAGUUCUCUUGUGGUUUGGGCAAAAGAAAGCGUUCAGUCCACUCAGGGGAACCGGGCCUGGAGAGGCGCCCGCUCAACCCUGUCAAAGUCAGCUGCCUCAGAGAGUUCAUCCGGAUGCACUGUGCCUCAAACCCAGACUGGUGGAUGCCGUCAGAGGAGCAGAUCAACAAAGUGUUCAGCGAUGCCGUGGGUCACGCUCGCCAGGGCCGAGCGGUCGGCACGUUCCUGAGCAGCAGCUGUAGCAGCACCAGCAGCCUCUACAUGGACAGCUUUGACGGACAUUUGUCACAGGACGACCUGUAUUUGAAGGGCUGCCAGAACGGUCAGUCAGACUGAAGUUACAGGGGAUAUGAAGAGACAAACGCCAGAUAUGUAGCCGUACAACAGAAACAACAACAACAUAUCCCAAAAUCACUGACCUUAUUCUGUCACUUUACACAGUGAAGAAAACAUUCCAGAGGAACGUUAUAUAUAUAAUAUAACUGCAGUCCUCUUUUCAAACUGUUUUGUAGCCUUUUGCCAUUUUUUUUAUAACAAAUAUUUUGUUGAGUGUUUUAAAUUUAAAAGAGUUUAAGUCUUCCAUUUGCUGCUUUUUUUUUUUUAGUGGUUUGGUGUUUUAAGUUUUGGGGGAUGGAGGUUGGUUUGUUCACACAGUUUUUGUUUUUUGUUUUUCACCCUUUACUCGCACAUUUUAAAGGUCACCUGGAAGCUGAAUGUGUUCAGAGACUUGACAAUGCAGCCUCCAUCACCUCCAUCAUGGUAAGUCAGCGUGGCUGAUGAAGCACCUUUUACUUUUUAGCCUUCUUCAGUGAGUGCCUCUGGGAAAGUCAUGAUUUUUUUUUACCUAUAGUUCUGCACUAUGUAUCCUCACGUUUAUCUUCAAAAAUGCAUUUUAAAAGGCACAUUUUAAAUAUUUUCCAAUGUGCUAAAUAGGUUUUGCACAACACUGGUGUGUUUUUGGACUUUCUACAACUGAUAUUCACUGAUAUUUUAAAGGGCCAGUGUUUAAGAAUUGGUAAAAAAUGAUUUUCAUUUGUUGGAAGGAUUAAAAAAGAAAAUCUAGUGUACAAUUACAUUUCAUCUCUAAACACCUAUUGUGUUUUAAUGAAAACUAAAAGGAAGGGUGAAUUGAGAGAUCCUACUGACCCAGUUCUUAAUUUACUGACCAUAAAAUUUAACCAAGCGUUCAAUAAUCUACAAAGGCAACAUGACAUCUCUUCAACUUCUAUGUAUGUGACCGUAACAUAAAACCAAGACAUAAAAACAUGUUAUUAAUAAGCACAGGAAUUGCAGAAAAGACUAAAAUUCAUAAUUGUACAAAAGCGUUUGCAGAAAUAGCCCAGAACAUUUUACGCAGCACUCAAAAACAAACUUUGUAGGCCUUGUAUUAUUGUUUAUUUUUUUUGUGUUAAAGGCAGCUGCCAUAUAAAAUGCCUUAAUCAUGUAAAGUGUUAAAAGCUGUGUGUUUCAGAAAUCAUGUAACGUUGGUUGUUCAGUUAGUUGCAGUUCCCUGAUAAUGCCAGAAACUUUGUAACAGCUACAUUUUGACCCUGAGUUGGAAAACAAUUGAGCACAUGUUUCUCAUUGAAGCUCUUACUUGCACUUUCCUUUUUGUGUGUGUGUGUGUGUGUGUGUGUGUGUGUCUCAUCGCUGCUGAAGCUGCUCUGGAGUGAAAAAAAAGUCCUUGAACAGAAUUCAAUUUUCAUUCUUUGACUUGUAUUUGUUCUUUUUCCCACUCGGUAGCUUCCUGCCCACGGCAUAGUUUUCCAAGUUUAAAUGUAGCAGGUUUAUUAGGUCGGUUUUUGCCAUGUUGACUGUGCUGUGUACAUGUGUAUUAUAAAGUACAGUAACUGUGUUCUGAGGUGUUCUUCAAAUACCACGUCUCCCUCUUUUAUAAAAAGCCAAGUAGAAAAGUGCCACAGAAACCUUAAAAAGGUUGGAUUCUGUUGUCGUGAUGCUGUUGCUGAAUGUGAGCGUUUGUUCCUUUACCCUCAAAAUGGCUGUUAUCAACACUGUGAAACAUCAGUCUGAUUUUUACACAUAUAAUAGUUUAUGUUUCUUUUUUUAUUAAUAAUGAAUAAAACAAGCACUGAAGCUGGAAAAGUGUUGGUCAUUUGAACAGUCUGAUACUCUUGGACUCCUGUAGCUCUGCAUUAUACAUCAUUUCAUGAAGUAAUCAUGUGUUUUGUUCGUAAACUCCUAAUCUGAAAAGUGACUCCAGCUGUCAGGAAACUCCACUGCAGUAAAGAAGUGCAACAUUUGGAGCAGGAACUUUGAUUCUGUGGCAGAUGCAGCU